AGUUCCGAUUUACAGCUAGGAAUUAUGGCGCCACUUGAGACAACCUUCCCACCAAUCCGUGCCUGCAUCUUCGACAUGGACGGCCUCCUCAUAAACUCCGAAGACAUCAUCACUCAGUCCACGAACCAGGUAUUGGAGAAAUACUCCAGGCCGCCCUUUACUCGGUCCAUCCGAGCCCAGCUCAUGGGCAUCCCAGACUCCACAAACAGCGACGUCUUCCACGAGUGGGCAAAGCUGCCCAUCUCUCGCGAACAAUUCGCCCGUGAAUCAAGGGAACAAAUGCACAAGCUUUUUCCUACCUGCGAGCCGCUGCCUGGCGCAGAGAAGCUCUUAUCAAAUCUCAGCCGGGCACGGAGCGCUCCUUUGGGGAAGCCGAUUGAGCUUGCAUUAGCGUCAAGCACCAGGACGCACAGCUACGAGCUGAAAAUUUCACGGCCGGAAACGAAACGACUUCUCGACUUCUUCCAUCCAGAUAAACGCAUACUGGGCGAUGAUCCACGUGUUCCAAAGGGUCGAGUGAAGCCAGCUCCCGACAUCUACUUACUUGCUCUCGAGACUCUAAACUCAGCCAUUGGCCCUGACGAAACACCCAUUUUGCCCAGCGAGUGUCUGGUCUUUGAGGACAGCAUCAUUGGGGUCGAGGCUGGGAGGAGGGCAGGUAUGAGGGUCGUCUGGGUGCCCCAUCCGGACCUGGCGGCUGAGUACCAAGGUAGGCAGAAGCUUGUGCUUGCUGGAAGGACGGGGCUGAUAGAUAUUGGGGACGAGUGGCAACUCGGGGAGGUUGACGACGGCUGGGCUGAGUGUAUUCCGAGUCUGGAGCACUUUGACUACGGUAAAUAUGGCAUUGAGGUGCCACUUUAA
Trichoderma citrinoviride is the source of this 861-nucleotide messenger RNA. RefSeq names its product HAD-like protein. The record is from RefSeq and is a predicted model, not a curated record. NCBI's taxonomy places the organism in Eukaryota, Fungi, Ascomycota, Sordariomycetes, Hypocreales, Hypocreaceae. The transcript is spliced from 2 exons. Bases 25 to 861 code for a protein of 278 amino acids. Gene Ontology annotation, molecular function: phosphatase activity.